CGGCGGCGGGCGGGGGGCCGGGCCCACCUGCGCCCGCCCGGCGGCUGGCGGUGCCCACGGCGCAGAGCGAGGCUGCUCCGGAGCGGCGGCGGCGGCGGCGGCGGGGCUGGGUCCUCCUCCUGCCCCCCCCCGGCGCUCCCGCCCUCGCACACUCCUCUCUCUCGCACGGCCGUCCGUCCGUCCGUCCGUCCUGUCGGCACCUCGCCCGCCCGGCGCACGCACGCAACCCCCCGGCGCCCCCACAUCAUGCUGCCGGCCGCCGGCACGGCAUGGACCCCGGCGGCGGCUGCACGGCUCCUCUCCGCUGCUGAGACCCCCCUGAGGUUUGCGGCAGGUAGCGGGCCGGACGGUUUCCAAGUGCAAUAGGGAAAAGCGGAGGGGCGAGGAAAAGGAUUUAAAAAAAAAAAAAAAAAAAGGAAAAAAAAAAAAGGAAAAAAAGAAAAAAAAAAAAAGGCAAAGGCCACCAGCCCAGCCAAGCCAAGCUUUGGAUCUCAGUGCAGGUAUUUCUGCUGCUGUGUUCAUCCCUUGCCGCCUAGCACCCCGAUUUUUUUUUUUUUUUUAUUAUUAUUUUUUAAGGAAAGGAAAAAACAAAACCAACGAAAAGGAGAAGUCGAACUCUCAAAGGGUUACUAUGCAAUUGCGACUGCUUUCUUGGUUUUUUAUCACUUUGAACUUUAUGGAAUACAUUGGCAGCCAGCACGCCUCCAGGGUACGGCGACAGGGAAGAAUGCAUCCUAACGUGAGCCAGGGUUGCCAAGGAGGGUGUGCUACGUGUUCGGACUACAACGGAUGCCUGUCAUGUAAGCCCAGACUCUUCUUUGUUCUGGAGAGGAUUGGCAUGAAACAGAUUGGAGUAUGUCUUUCCUCGUGUCCAAGCGGAUACUAUGGGACACGGUAUCCUGAUAUUAAUAAGUGUGCAAAAUGUAAAGCUGACUGUGAAACCUGCUUCACCAGAAACUUCUGCACGAAGUGUAAAAGUGGGUUUUACUUGUACAGUGGAAAGUGCCUUGAAAAGUGCCCUGAUGGGCUGGAAGCCAACAACCACACGAUGGAGUGCACCAGUAUCGUGCACUGUGAAGCUAGUGAGUGGAGUCCAUGGAGCCCUUGCACAAAGAAAGGAAAAACAUGUGGUUUCAAAAGAGGAAAUGAAAUAAGGGUCAGAGAGAUCGUACAACAUCCGUCAGCAAGGGGCAAUCCUUGCCCAGCUACAAGCGAGAGCAGAAAAUGUGUUGUACAAAGAAAGAGAUGUCAGAAGGAAGGAAAAGGCCUUGACUGCUGGUUUCACCAAAGCUCCCAUUGAUGUGGUAUUCUUUGGGCUGGAGGGAGACGUGCCCUUGCCUGGAGUAAAUAAAGUCCUAAUGCUGCUGAAAAAAUGUGCUUUGUGUGAUCUAGAGAGGACAGGGUGGGCUGGAUGGGAAGGCACAUUCUCUCUAAGUUCUGCUGAAAGAGCUGCCAAGAUGAGGGGUUGCAUGUGGAGCUCAGAGCAAAAAGGUCUGUCGUAAAACAUGUCAUGAUGGGAGUUACUUGUUGGGUAUCAGGCAGUCAAAUUUUAUGCUUCAACCACAGGAUUCCUCCAAACUGGUUCCUAUUUCAUGCUCCCCUACAGGUAUGCCCAUAAUUCUUGCAGUUACAGUGCUGUGGCCUCUCUCCCACCCUGACCUCUUUGUAAUAGCUUUGGCUGAACAAUGUGGCCUGAUCCUGCCAUCUACAUGUGGCUUGCAGAGUUCCAGCAUGGGAGAAAGACCACAGCAUUGCUUGGCAGCCAAGGGACACUCCACCUGGUUUUGCCCAGUUAUCAGGAAUGCCAGCAGAACUGUCCCUCCACAUAAGCCAGUGUGUCGGGCUUACUUCCCAUCACAGGACCUUGUGGACGCCAUCCAACAUGUUAAGAAUGGGAGAUGGUUAAGAAGUGUAUGAAACAAUAAUUUAUACAAAUUCUACCCAACAGAGAUUGUUAUUCGAUAUUCUCCCCUUAAUGUACAGGGAAGUUACUUGCUCUGUCCCCAGUGCAGUUACUGUGGUUGACACAGGAGUGCCACAGGAACAUUUCCUUUUCACUGUCUCUCCCAUUUUCCCCACCCUUCCUGUUUCUCCAUCCCUUCUAUUUCCCCUAAACCUUUCAAACUCAAAAGCAGGCCUUAUUCUGAGGAUGAGUGGAAGGGGUACAGCACCUGUGUGUGAGCCAGCAUAAGCUGCUGGUACCAAGAAGUAAUUUAGUGUCUAUUGUUAAAUUAUCACUAGAAGUACUGCAGAUUACUGAUAGAAAUGUGAAAAGGUUUUGGAGCUCGUAAUCCUUUUGAAGGAUGGCUUGUUCCCUCAGAAUAUACGUCAUGAGUAAAUAAAUGUUAGAAGGAAGAUGUUAUGAAGCAGAAGCUUCAGGUGCCUCUCCCUCACUGAAGAAUUGGCUAGAUCUACUGAUUUAUGGGAACCUACGGGGCAGAUUUCACCUUCCUGAGGUUAGUUCAGCCUCCCUGUGUCCAGCAGUGCCUUGGAGAGGUAGAGCAGUGUGGCUGCCUCAAGGGAGCAGCCAAGGCAAACUAUUUACAGAUUCCUUCAUGCUUAAGACUCUAUCUUCAAAAUGUCCAUGAAGAUUAUCACUUUUGCUCAUGUACAGCAGCACAGCUUGAAAAACACAACCCUGUUAGCCCACUGUAACUGGCCAAAAAGUGUAUUUUUUUUUCCUACCAGUUACUUUUGCUAGAACUGAAAACAUAAUUCCGAACUUACUUUAAUUUUGAAACUGAAAACUGUUGUUUUUCCUUGAGGUGAUAAUGUUGUUUUGUAUUUGUUAUGGCAAUAUGGAAACAUCUUCAGACUGGACAAAAGAUUUCUUUUUGAGAAAUAUUUGCUCUUCAUUUGCUGUUCUUGUGUAGUAAGUACUUUAAAAGAAACUCCUCACGUAUUUUACUGUCAAUUCUUGUUUUAUGGGACCUGAGCCAAGCCAUAUUUGAAAAAUGUUGCAUACCACAAGAAUUCCUUUAAAAUUGUGAAUCCUGAAUUUCCUGCAAUAUGCAUAAAACUCUUUUGUUUUUCUUCCUCUUGAGCAAGUCACAGACUACAUCCUAGCCUGUUCUACUCUUGGUAGACAAUUCCUAUGAAACAAAUGCAGCCAGAUGUAACAUAUAUUCCAACACUACCUGUGCCUUUAGGAUUUGCAUGUUUAUGGCUAGAAGUCUUUUUUUUUUUUUUUUUUAGUGCUCUGAAAUCCACCAUUGUACAAUCCUUUGUAACAUUAACCACAAAUGUCUUACUUUUGCACACCUUCAGAGGGAGAUGAAUUUAUUAUUAAAAAAAAUAAUAAUAUAUUAAUAAAACCAAAGAAAUUCACAUAUAAAACAUUAGGUUAAAAUAGCUUGAAGAGAUAGAUUAUGGUGACACAAGCCAGGAAACCGAGAAUUAAGCUAAAGGUUUUCCUUAUGUUCCUACUGGAGUAGGGAAAUGAAGCUUUCCAACUUAAAUCUCCAGGCAACUUAUCUUGCUUACUGCCACUAUCCCAUAUUACUCCAAGAGAAACUUCUGUUCCCCUUUGAACAUGAGAGCACUGGCACAAGAAGCCAAGCCAGGCUCUGUUCUUAUGGCUAGCUGGUCCAGUCAAUGAAGGGAAGGCAAGUUAACAACAAAAACUCUUUUGGACAGAGAAGGGAAAGUAAAUACUUACUGUUAAUUAAUUUUGAAAAUACUGUUUUGCCUUGUACAACUCCACGUUGCCACUUGGGAGUUGGUUUGGAGCCCAGCUUCCACAGCUCUGGCUUGAAGUCUGGCAGCAGAGCUGGCCAUUACUGACAGCACUGCUAAUGAUCUUCCCUCCACGGAAGCAAAGACAGAGUUAGCUUGGUCAGCCUCUGCCAUUUCCAUGUUGAAUACAUGUCUGUGGCCGAGGGAGUAAGGGCAAAGACCACAUGAUGACGGGGUAUGUCCGUCAGAGAUGCCUCAAUGACUUUGCUCAAGAAGUUGAGAUCAGAGACAGGAUGUUAGUCAGUUCAGUUGCUGCUAUCUCACAGAAGAAAGAACAUGUUUCUGGAACAGCUAUGCAAAGCAAGAUAAAACAAAUGAAUACAGCUUUUUUUUUUUUUUUUUUUUUUUUUCCAUCUGCUGGUGUGUCCUUAAAGCUGGUGCAAUCUGCUAUAACUCGUUUUUUCCCCUCACUGGCUAUUAAAUUAAGUUUUACUGGGAGAAGAUGCUAGUUUUUUUUUUUUCCAGAAUGAAUGCAAACAAAUGGGAAUAAUUAGAUUACCAAUAGCCUUACUAGACUAAAAGGUUCUUCUUAUUCAUUUUAGCACUAAAUUAGUUGAAUCCAAUGUGUUUUGACAUGGUACUUUGCAUGUGUUUCCCAUAUAGGCUCCUUUUAUAAUUCAGUCCAAUUGAAACCUCACUGCAACUUAUUUUAUAAUUGUCCUUUUUUAAACUCACAAUGUACAGUUCUUUUUAGUCCACAAGAUUAUGAUUUCAAUUUCCAGUUUUUUAUUCCUUUCUCUCCAGCAUAUUUCCAUAAUUCAGUGCCCUCAGCACAAUGCACUGCUGCUUUAACCUUUCUACGCUUAACAUCUCCUUCUGCACUGGCAGAAGGCAUACUUAGAUAGUCAACUCUUUCUUGUAUCCAUGUCCAUAAAUGGCAAAUGUAUUUUCAGAUAUAUUGGAAAAGCAUAGUUUGAAGAGCAGGAGAAAUGUUGCAAAUUAUCCAUCUAUAUUAUUAGUUUGCUUUAAUAAAUGUCAGGUAAAAAUGGGAGGUUAGCUGGGACUGAACAGAAAGUUAUGUGGAGAAUGUUCUCUUCCAUUUGGAUGUGGGGUCUUGGUUGAAUUACUUGUGCUUGGCCAAACACAAGCAAUUUGCAGCCCUUUUGGUCUGCAAAUGGGGAUGAGAUUAACUUUUACUGGUCAAAAGACAAAUUCCAGAACUGCAUCCAGAAGUAUGUGGGGAAGGAAUUGCAUGUUUUCAUGCACAAGUAACUCUACCAAGACCCCACAUCCAAAUGGAAGAGAAUAUUCACCACAAAUAUCAGUCCCAGCUAACCCCCCUACAGAGUAGUCACCUUUACAUGCUUUCAGAUAACAUUUUCUGAUCAGUUGGAAGAGACUGAAAACACUCACCAAAAGACUAAGUGGGAAAACCAGGGAAAACAGGGGAAAAAAGGGAAAAUAUCUUAGAAAGCUGGGUAUUAUUCAGGCUAAUAGGCUACGUUGGUUACACAAUUGUAUUGUUGUAAAAAAUAAAUAACAUAUUUCAGUUGUUUUCUGCUCAUAUAUUCACUCAUUUGUAUGUUGGUGGCAUUCAUAUGUUCAAAGGAGAGAAUGAAUGCUAACUGUGUCCAUUCUGUGCAAAGACAAACCAAUGGAAGGUUCUGUUCCUAAACAGAAAAAACUUAAGCAUUAGAUGUGGAAAAAUAAAAUAAAAAAUAAUAAUAAUAAAAAAAAUGCUGAGAUGAAUGUGGAAUGAUACAUUUCUUUUUCACUGUAGAGUGUAGUAAUUGUCACCCCACACAGUCUGAAAGCAGGAUGCUGUUAUAAAAAUAAGUGGUUUGUGCUCUAAGGAGAAUAUAGUUGUUACGGUGUGGUUUCUUUUUUGGUGUGCAGCAAGAAUAAGACAGAAAGCAGAGCUUUUGAGAUGAGGAGCUGAUUUCUAGAUGCACACUGGCAGAAAUAAGGGAACUAAGGGAACAGGAUUUUGUGUUGAGCAGUUUUAUUGAAGGAAGCAUAUGUGUUUGGGAGAACUAUUAAAGUUAUGUGUAAAAAAUGUUUCUAUACUAUAUGUGAAUAUAAAAAUACAGUUUUGAUUUUAAUAGCUAA
Molecule: messenger RNA, 5784 nt
Organism: Anas platyrhynchos (mallard)
Lineage: Eukaryota; Metazoa; Chordata; Aves; Anseriformes; Anatidae
Source: RefSeq, a predicted model, not a curated record